AUGGAUCAAGGGGAGGGCUACGCAAAGUGGGGUGCCAAUAUGGUGGCACAUGGCGAGGAUGGCGAAGCAGAGAUACGGAUUGUGACGGCACAGGCACAGAUCGAUGGAGAGACCAGGCUCCGACAAGACGAUGUCGGCAGCGAACAGGCAGCGUCGUCGCUAUCGCCCUCGACCGCGAUACCGACUGGAGAGAACCUAAAGGCGCUCGGCGAUCUCGUACUUGUGCUCGGGGAAGACAACGGCAAAGCCGUCGGCGUCAAGAGCUACCUCGUCGAGCGACGCAUGCUUGCCACCAACCUCGGAACCGUCCUUGAGUACCUUAGUUGGGCGCGUGUGGUAGCCGAGACCGAGACGACGGCCAGUCUCCUUCGCGGUGGCGAGCUAGUCACUGGUAACCAUCUUGACCUUGACACAGAGGGAUCGCACGAAACCGCUAGUCUCACCGUCGAAGUCAUCGCCCUCAACCUCCUCACUGGUCAUACCCUUGGUAACACGAUGAGCCGCAGGCGCUUGAAUUCCAGCUCAGCCAUCGAGUACGAUGAGGUCAGUACAUCCGGCGACUCGGAUGUACUGGGCCUCGUCGAUUACUCGAUGACCCGCUUGGUGGUCUUGGCGGUCAAGGUCGUGCGCGCACGCGAGGUUGGUUCCUCGUACGUGCGGCGGGUACCCAACGUGUAG
Messenger RNA from Fomitopsis serialis, 678 nucleotides. RefSeq lists its product as uncharacterized. The record is from RefSeq and is a predicted model, not a curated record. Lineage: Eukaryota; Fungi; Basidiomycota; Agaricomycetes; Polyporales; Fomitopsidaceae. The coding region runs from base 1 to 678 and encodes 225 amino acids. The transcript is spliced from 4 exons.